AAAUUUUGCUCGAUAUCAUAAAGGAAAAAUCGGUUAUCGUAGUAAAAUCUUUCACGUUCUUGCAGUUCUGGGAGAGAGCAAGUAGAAAUACUUAACGCCGACACUAACCGCUUUUAUUGUGCAUGACGCUACAAACCGCCGUCAAUAGCAAGCACCAACUUCUACAAUUUAAAACAAAGGACUUCUGGGACUUACACUGUUUGGAAAUGGCUGGUGGAAAUUGCAUAGAUCCCACUCUUGUAAAGGUUGGUUGUAAUUGGACACGGAUUUCAGGUUGUCCAUUGGCCGAAGCUCUACAAUUGGCAAACGCUGACCCUGAUGUUUUUCAAAGACCUACAAACGAAGAACUUGUUGAUCAGGAGAAAGCAGUUUUGCUAACCAAAUCCGACGAUGAUUCAGAAUAUUGUGAGCUAGAUAUACAACUUUAUCCUGAAUACAAAAUUCAGGCAUUUUGCAUGGUAUGUAGCGUCGACAAAUUAGAGAUAUUUCAGGGUCUUUCAAAAGAAUAUUUGGAAACAAUAUACGGCGAAAGGCUAAUGGAAGAAGAUUAUCUUGAUGAUCAAUUAAAAACAUACCGCUACGAUGUGGAGUUACAAAAAUCAGGAAUCACACGACUUACAAUUAAGUUUCUCUCUAAAAGUUUGACGGAAAUUUGUUUAUUUGGUGUACAAAUUCAAACGGCUCCUAAUCCUAGAGGUAUUACAACACUUAUUCCCAAUUUGAACGAAGAAACAUCAGGUGAAGCGACAACACUAGAGAAAAGUAAACGCUUGCUGGAAUUGUUGGCUCGAUCGAAAACCCUUAAAGAAAAUACCCAACAAUUUGAAAAUAUUAAUAUUGGCGAAAGCGACAAAAAUACAAUGUUAAUACAAGAUUAUAUUGACCAAAAAUUAAAUGAAAUGGAAGAGCGCAUAAAUCAACGUUUAAAUCUAAUGGAAGAAAGACAAAUGGCAUGUCUCAACCGCUUACUUGAAAAGUUAGAAAAUAUUAAAUAGAAUAGGUAACCAUACAAAAGACUAAUGGUCUGUUCCAGAACCUGCAAGAAUCUAAUAGUUUUGCAUUUUUUUUUUUCGAUAUCAUAAAGGGAAAAUCGCUUAUCAUAGUAAAAAAAUUUACAUUCUUGCAGUUGUGGAACAGACCAUACAAUGCAAAGCAAAAAUUUUUCUCAUUCGUGUGAUUUUUAAGUAAAUAAAAAUUUGUAUACAACUCCA
Musca domestica (house fly) is the source of this 1211-nucleotide messenger RNA. RefSeq lists its product as uncharacterized. NCBI's taxonomy places the organism in Eukaryota, Metazoa, Arthropoda, Insecta, Diptera, Muscidae. The record is from RefSeq and is a predicted model, not a curated record. Bases 123 to 995 code for a protein of 290 amino acids. The transcript is spliced from 3 exons.